Bemisia tabaci is the source of this 601-nucleotide messenger RNA. The record is from RefSeq and is a predicted model, not a curated record. Lineage: Eukaryota; Metazoa; Arthropoda; Insecta; Hemiptera; Aleyrodidae.
GUGGAGAAUAUGAAUCUGCGGAUGAUGGAGAAGAAGCUGGACAAGAGAGCGGUGGACCGAUCCGUGCACAUGUGGAAGAUGAGCGACGAGGAAUACUUCAAGUACGCUCGCGAGGUGGUUGAGGACAGUCAGAAGUGGAAUCGUCCCCUCCUACCGAUCUUAAAAUCGAUAGAGGAUUACAAACGUAAACUUCAACUAACACCUCUGAAGCCCCAACACCGUCUAUGGAAGUCAAAUGUUCCAAUAGAGAGUGUUACCCUUCAUAAAGUUGGAGCGCCAACGUCUGACCGUAUUCAAAGUACAUCUAGCGGAACUCAGGUAUUCAGUGCAAGUGAGCAAGAUGGAACAGCUCUUUCGCGGUUUCAAGUGUCAAGCUGUGAAAAAGCUCCUUCAAAAGUGGAGCCGUGAAGAAACUUUAUACUUCAGCGAUGACUGAGAACUGUGCUUGAGUAGCUGGUGGAAGCGCAAUUUCCUAACAUGCGUCGAGGAGAAAACAAGGAUUCAAGAGUCUACUGCGAAUUAUCACCAAAAUCAUUGAUUGAAAAACAAACGAAUUUAAAGAAAGUCAAGGGAUCUGAAUAAAAUAAUUUUAAAACUCACA